Suillus discolor is the source of this 806-nucleotide messenger RNA. RefSeq lists its product as uncharacterized. NCBI's taxonomy places the organism in Eukaryota, Fungi, Basidiomycota, Agaricomycetes, Boletales, Suillaceae. Bases 63 to 536 code for a protein of 157 amino acids. The transcript has 3 exons. The record is from RefSeq and is a predicted model, not a curated record.
GAAGGUCUCACCUCUCCAUAUAAGACCCAUGCCUCAUCCUUCCCUCUUCCUCUCUCACCAUCAUGUCUUUACUAGUAUCGCCUGAUUGCUGGUCAUCGGCAACUUUCCCUCUAGAUGAUUAUUGCUGGUCUGACUUAUUCCCUUGGAAUACUUUCGACAAACACAAUACCUACUUUCCUCCGUCUCCUUCUGAAACAUGUUCUUCCUUCUCAACCGAUCUAUCACCUUCUCCAGAACCAGUCACACUACGUGUAGUUUGCGACGUUCCUCUGCUCGCUCCUCGUCCGCUUCCGUAUCAUUCUCCUACUUUCCUCAAAUUCGAUUUACCCGAUCCUGACCAAGACCUGUCACAUCCACCCUACACACACAGACCUUCCAAGCGGAAACGUGAUCACAAUGACGACCACAACCGUGAUCAUUUGCGUGUAAAACGCCGCAACGCCGAUUUACAACGCUGGGCAGCCGGUGUCCACCAUACCGACACACAGGGUCGUUCUCACGUAUAUACCGCCACCCGGCCUGAUCGCCCAUCUUAGGGGCAUCCUUAUUAACACCAUCCUCUACUCCGGCUUUUCCCUUUCCGAGUAUAUGUAUACAUCCGAUUAUGUAUAGCGCCACCUGAUGUUUGCCACAUAUUUUGCCGCCCUUCCAUCACACCGCUUAAUUCGCACAGUACGUUUCCUCUACACCCAGAGCACAGCAAGUUAGAUUCAUAAUUACCAGCAUUAACUCCACACUGUAUACUAUUACAUAGCAUGUCAUCUGAGCCUUUUCAGAUAGUGGAAUCGUAGCAUAUGAUCACCUCA